Messenger RNA from Funneliformis caledonium, 140 nucleotides. NCBI's taxonomy places the organism in Eukaryota, Fungi, Glomeromycota, Glomeromycetes, Glomerales, Glomeraceae. The record is from the annotation of a GenBank genome assembly.
AUAGUUCUAUUUUUUCUAGUUCAAAUUUACGCUCGAGAGAUUCUAUUUCUGAUAACUUAUUCUAUGCUAAAGAAACAUCUUGCUCUAAUUCUUUUACUCUUGAUUGGAGAACCUGUAUCUCUUCUUUUAUCUUGGAUUAG